AUGGCGUUUGAGCCUACCGUCAAUCUCUAUGUACCCAUUUGCUACGUGUUGGUUCAAGACAAGUCGCAAGAUAUGUACUGGCGGGUGCUAAAUGAGCUCAUCAUUUUGAGCAGCAAGAAGUUGGAGCCUGGAAACGUCACGUAUGACAUCGAAGUGGCGUUAAUUAACGCAGCUCUGGAGCAGUUUCCCGCGCCAAUCUCGUAG
This is a messenger RNA of Phytophthora nicotianae INRA-310, 204 nucleotides long. RefSeq lists its product as hypothetical. Bases 1 to 204 code for a protein of 67 amino acids. Lineage: Eukaryota; Oomycota; Peronosporomycetes; Peronosporales; Peronosporaceae. The transcript has a single exon. The record is from RefSeq and is a predicted model, not a curated record.